Molecule: messenger RNA, 2244 nt
Organism: Lolium rigidum
Lineage: Eukaryota; Viridiplantae; Streptophyta; Magnoliopsida; Poales; Poaceae
Product: flap endonuclease GEN-like 1
Exons: 8
Coding region: 1-1920 (639 amino acids)
Biological process (GO): pollen development
Molecular function (GO): 5'-flap endonuclease activity
Source: RefSeq, a predicted model, not a curated record
AUGGGCGUGGGCGGGAGCUUCUGGGACCUGCUGAAGCCGUACGCGCGGCAGGAGGGCCCGGGGUUCCUCCGCGGCCGCCGCGUCGCCGUCGACCUCUCCUUCUGGAUCGUCUCCCACAGCACCGCCAUCCGGGCGCGCUCCCCGCACGCGCGCCACCCCCACAUCCGCACCACCUUCUUCCGGACGCUCGCCCUCUUCUCCAAGAUGGGGGCUUUCCCGGUAUUCGUGGUGGACGGCCAGCCGUCGCCGCUCAAGUCGCAGGCCAGGGCCGCACGCUUCUUCCGGGGCUCCGGGAUUGACGUGGCGGCGUCGACGAGCGCACAGCCGGAAGGGGAGGCCAGUGUCCCUGCGCCGGCCAAGAGGAGGAAUGCUUUGUUCUCGCGAUACGUCAAGGACUGUGUGGAACUGCUGGGAUAUCUUGGAAUGCCAGUAUUGCAGGCAAAGGGUGAAGCGGAAGCCCUUUGCGCGCAGUUGAAUAAUGAGGGUGAAGUGGCCGCAUGUAUUACGUCGGACAGCGAUGCUUUCCUCUUUGGAGCAAAGACUGUCAUCAAAGUGCUCAGAUCGAAUUGUAAGGAACCUUUUGAGUGCUACAAUAUAGCAGACAUUGAGUCUGGCAUUGGAUUGAAGAGGAAACAAAUGGUAGCCAUGGCACUUCUUAUUGGCUGUGACCAUGAUUUGCAAGGGGUGCCUGGUUUUGGUGUUGAGACCGCACUUCGGUUUGUGCAGUUAUUUGAUGAAGAUCGUAUUUUAGAUAAAUUACAUGAAAUUGGUAGAGGAAUUUAUCCAUUCGCAGAAGGAGAUGACAAGACCAAUGUUGAUGAUCUACAGUCGACAUCCACAAAGAGCCCAGCAGUUGCGAGAUCGCCUCACUGCUCACACUGCGGUCACCCUGGCAGCAAGAAAGAUCAUACCAAGACUGGGUGCAAUUAUUGCUUGUUGGAUUCAUUAGAACAUUGCGUGGAAAAACCAGCUGGUUUCAAAUGUGAAUGUCCUAAUUGUGACCAGGCACGUGACCUGAAAGCACAGAGGAGACAUGAGAAUUGGCAAAUCAAGGUCUGCAAAAGAUUAGCUGCUGAGACAAAUUUCCCAAAUGAGGAGAUAAUUAAACUAUAUCUUUGCGAUGACAAUUUGGAUACAGAAAGUGGUGUUCCGUUGUUUGUGUGGAAUGAGCCUAACGUUGAGGCUUUGGUUGACAUGCUAAAAUAUACACAGAACUGGGAGCCAUCAUAUAUCCGACAGCACAUGCUCCCUAUGCUAUCAACCAUAUAUUUACGUGAAAUGGCUUCGUCUCCAUGUAAAUCAUUGCUUCUCUGUGACCAGUACGAAUUCCAUUCAAUUCAACGGAUUAAGAUAAGAUAUGGCCACCCUUAUUACUUGGUCAAAUGGAAUAGGGUCACUCGUGGUAUGGUUUCUGGUGAUGUAUCUGACAAGAAGCCAGAAUUAGAUGGUGAGAGUGAGGCUGAGGUGAUUAUUUUAGACGAUGAUGAUGACGAGGAGGAGGCAACUGUGAAUUGUGAGUCUACUGACUCAUUGGAUGAUCCAGAACUGCCACAAGUACUCAGGGACGAUAACGGCACCUUUCUGUUGACUGAUGAAGAUAUCCAGCUCGUGGAUGCCGCAUUUCCUAAUGAAGCACAGCGGUUUCAGGCCCAACAGAGGCUCAAAGAAGAGAAAUCAAGGUCACGGAAAUCCAAGGCAAUCAGCACGUUGGAGACGCCAAGAGGGCCGAGACCCAGCGGGGUGCAGCUCAGCAUCAAGGAGUUCUACCGCUCGAAGAAGGGAGCAGGAGAUGAAGCCGCGGGGAAGAAGCCGCAGGCCGAAGCGGGCCAGUCGUCGAAACCCGGCUCGAGAAAAGCCUCGCCCGUGGACCUGAACAAAAAAAUUCCCAAGUCCCUGCGACGUCGGCUGCUGUUCGACUGAAACAACCCGACACGCCCUGACUGACUGGCCAUGCUGCCACUGCUGUACAUGCUCCUUUGAUUGUGUUAACGUUUCUUUUGGGGGUCUUUUUAGGUGUAAAUUUAAGUUAGGUAGCCCUUUUUUUCUGUAUAGCAAACAGGUAAUCUUUAUUGUAGGAAAAAGAGAGAACUAGUUUGUUUAACUUGAGCGUUGCAACCUGACCUGAUGUGUCUGUAAUUACCUAUUGUUGAUGCUAAUUUUGUUUGUUGAGCUGGAAUGCAAUAGACGUCUGACUGUAAUAAAUCCAUGAAGCAAGAAUAUGUAGAGGCUUUGGAACAAACUGAA